AGCUGAUAUUGGGCGGCUUUCACUGGGCAUGCGCAGUUCUCCCUCACACACUCACGCUGCGGGAACUAAAAGAAAGAAGGCGUCAGAACUGAAAACUAUGCCACCCCACGGAUUCGAACAUUAGUCCCAGUUUAUAUAAUAGAAGUUGAGUGAAAAUGUCUGAAGGAGAGUUGAGGUUUGAUCUACGACGCGAAGCGCAGGAUGAUGGUGGUUAUGAUUCGACCAAUGAGGAGGACGAGUAUUCAAAAGCAAGUAAGAAGGCCAGAUAUGAUCUUACUUCAAAAGGAAAAAGAGAUCCUCGUAGGAAGGCCAAGGGCAGUAAGGAAGUUCUACGUGUAGAAGCAAGUUUAGAGGAGGGAAGGAAGCAACGACAAGAUAUAAUUACUCUUACAGCCUUUGACAGACACAAGCAAUUAGUUAAUACAUAUCAGUUGUACUACAAGGGUGCCACGGAUACACUACAAAGAGAUACUUCUCGAGAUAAACGAGAUGCAGACGUUAUUAAGGAACAUCACCGGUUUCUAUGGAAGGAAGGAGAUGGAGAAGAUAGUUGGGAGGUUCAGCUUGCUCGAAGAUAUUAUGACAAGCUGUUCAAAGAAUACUGUAUUAUUGAUUUAUCAAGGUACAAAGAGAAUAAGUUUGGAAUGAGAUGGAGACUCGAAAAGGAAGUUGUUCUCGGUAAAGGACAGUUUGUCUGUGGCAAUAAGAAAUGUGACGAGGUUAAAAAAUUAAGAACAUGGGAGGUAAACUUUGCUUACGUCGAACAUGGAGAUAAAAAGAAUGCUUUAGUUAAAUGUCGCCUGUGUUUUGAGUGUUCAUACAAGCUUAACUAUCAUCACAAAAAGAAGGAAGUAACGCGAAAGAAGAAGCGAAGAAAGGAAAAGAAACCUAAGAAAGGGAAGAAAAGAAGAGAUAGUUCAAGCUCCUGUAGUUCUUCCGAGGAAGAAAGGAAGACUGAAGAAGAGAAAGCUGCCAAGAAGGCAGCUGAAGAAAAGGAUGCUGCAGAUAUAUGGAGCAAGCCUGUGCAAAGAGAGGAGGAAAAAUCUAGGGAGGAUGUUUUCAACGAAUAUUUAGAGGAUUUAUUUCUGUGAUAUUUCAGA
Messenger RNA from Eurytemora carolleeae, 1100 nucleotides. Its product is annotated as protein FRA10AC1 homolog. Gene Ontology annotation, molecular function: phosphatase activity. Gene Ontology annotation, biological process: dephosphorylation. Bases 156 to 1091 code for a protein of 311 amino acids. The record is from RefSeq and is a predicted model, not a curated record. The transcript is spliced from 12 exons. NCBI's taxonomy places the organism in Eukaryota, Metazoa, Arthropoda, Copepoda, Calanoida, Temoridae.